Molecule: messenger RNA, 1300 nt
Organism: Tilletiaria anomala UBC 951
Lineage: Eukaryota; Fungi; Basidiomycota; Exobasidiomycetes; Georgefischeriales; Tilletiariaceae
Exons: 4
Coding region: 89-1210 (373 amino acids)
Biological process (GO): DNA repair
Source: RefSeq, a predicted model, not a curated record
GGAACACCAACGGGGCAUGUACGGAUAGGUGGUUGUCAAGAGCAAAAUCUCCCUGGCUUUCAAUGAAGAGCGAACGCAUGCAGUCAUAAUGUCCCAGCAUGAUCGUCGCACAGAACACGCCGGCGAAGCCGUCGCUUCCUCCUCUAAGGUUCGUCACUCAUUCUCACUGCUCGACGAGAUCACCAGAUUGAAGAAGGAGAACGAAGUGCUGAAGCGUGAGCUCAACGAGGCUCGAGCGGCAUUAGACGACAUGUACGGAGCUUGGACCGAGUUCUAUCAUAAGCUGGAGGAGGAGAAAGCAGACAGGCAGGAACGCAAGAAGGGAGCACGCAAUGCGAGGCGUGUCGGAGAAGGCAGCACCGGUUACGCCUCAUGUCAUUCUGUGGACAGGUCAUCAAAGCGCUCAAAGGUGGACACAGACACGCGCCAGACAGAAAUAAAACAAGCAUCCACCUCUGGGAGUAAUAAUACACCAACUGUUGAUGCUCAUGAUAGCAAGAGAUCUUGCCAACGCACGGACCCUUCACCUCCCCGCGAUACAAGUGGACAGCAGAACCUGCCUCGUGUUGAAAAUACCGAGGGCUCCAGAGCUGCCGACUUUACCACCAGAGCUCCUACGUCGCAAAGGCAAGAGGGUGAAGCAGCCGAACGACAUUCAAAGGGCCCCAGCUCGAGAGGCACCAGAGUAUCAGCACCGGCACCGGCACACGCAAAGCCUAGAAACGCCGAGGCGUCACUUAUCAAGGUGAGACCCUCGUACGGUCCCAAAGCAUUCAAAGAUGCCAAGAGACGCAAGAGCUAUCCUGUACUACAGCCCGUUACUGUCGGCCUGACCGUCAGAGACGCGAAUGAGCCGGCAUUCGUUAGGCACCUGCCGGGAGAAGAGCCCAGCAACAUGAACGUCUCGGGGGGAUACAAGUACGAAGAGGUAGUAAGACACAAAGAGAAAAGGAAAGAGAUGCAUGGCUCCGAUUGCUGGUGCUGCUCUGCGUUCUACAAGAGCAAGGAGGAGGCGAUGCGCGAAUACUACAAAGGAGACGAAGUGAAAGUCAAUGCGGCCAUGGCCGAGUAUAUGCAAAAAGCAACCAAACACCGCACGCUGAACCCGCUACCGCAAGCAGCUGAUGAGUGCUGGACGAUCGGCAUACCUGGAGAUACACAGUGGCUUCUGGAGCCGACCGAGAAUCAAUCACGCCAAUGUCGAAAUUGAGCACUUUGUAAAGUUUCUCGGUCCAUUAAGCGGCUCACUGGAUCCUAUCCGAUGUAAAUUAUCACAGCAUGGCAUUACAUCUCGCGGAUU